AUCUUUUAGCUAUAGACUAUAGUUAAAGUUAGUGAUGAUAAAUAGUUACAGUGUACCACAGAAAGAACUACGUCUAUCUUCUGAAAUAUAUACUUGCGUGUUUACAUUAUUUUGUACAGUUUAUAAAUUAACCAUAAAUAUUUUAUUAAUAUAUUAUUUUGUGUUGUUAGAAAUUUGUGCAGUUUAAAUGUGCAUCAUAUUAAUAUUAUAAUAUUAGAUACGUUAUUCGAAAGGUGCUUAAUCAAUAUUUUUACAAUAUCAGUCGUACAAAUAAAUACUACUUUGACAACAGUGUAACAAAAGCAUUCAUGAUGUGGGCGUUGAAUGAUGUGAACAUCGCAAAUACGUACGAAUCGAAUGAAUUUUGUAUGCCAGAUGAUUUUACCCUAUCGUCACAGUGGGACUACGACGGCAGCUACUCGACCAACUACAGCGAAAAUGAAAUAGAUCUCGCCACCGUUUUGAUGAACCUGAAGGAAGACCCCUCGCCGGACGGAAGUUGCAACGACCACCACGAACCGUCAUACUAUGAUCCGACGGCGACGGGCGGCUAUCCGCAGCAUCAUCACCAGCUUCUGCAAUGGCAAUGCCCGUCCGACGAACAGCCGCAGCACGUGUUCGUGUACGACUCGCUUGACUGCAGCGAUCAAGCCCGCCCGACCCACGAGGACUGUUUACUGCCCACCAUAUUAAACGCAGACGUGGAAUUUUUCAAAACGAGCAACGCGUCGAUGGAGAAAAAGCGGGCAGGCCGGCCGCGCGGCACGAAAGCGAAACGGUCGAAAGCCGAGCCCAAACUUAGCCGGAUAUGGGAGUUCAUCAGAGACCUGCUGUUGAACUCGCAAUACUGUCCGACGUACAUAUGCUGGGAGAACUACGAGGAGGGUCGGUUCAGGUUCGUGCAGAGCGACAAGGUGGCGAAGCUGUGGGGCAAGUUCAAGCGCAACGAGAGGAUGAACUACGAGAAGUUCAGCAGGGCCAUGCGGUACUACUACAAGACCGGCGUCCUGCUGCCGGUGCAGGGCAAACGCCUCGUUUACAAGUUCGGGCCAAAGGCCACGGGGUGGCACACGGACAAUCCUAAUUUCAAAAAGUAUACGUCAUUUUAGACGGCGCCGAACCGGUCAACCGUACACGUUCAUACCUCUCGCUAUGUCAUUAUAAAUAUAAUAUUACAUCGCAUACGUACACACCCAUGUUAUAUUAUUGUGUAAUUGUAUAUAAUAUACGACGUCGGACGUUUGUGUGUUAUUAGUAUAGUGGCUAUACGGUACACUGCAAUUUCUACGUUACCUACGUGCGACGUAAGUGCCUACCGUGUAGGUCGAUGAACAUCAUAUUUCGCGCAAAAACUUGCUGAUUGUCACGGAAAACACAAAAUACCUAUAUAUAUAAAAAAAAAAAAACAUUUAAGUGAGUAUGACUGUUUUGUGCGACGAAAUUGUAGUAAUUUAUUUACUUAAAUGGUAUUAUAUGAUCUAUUGAUUUUUUUUUUUUAAAUUGUUUGUACCAUACUAUACCAAGUUAUUGUUUUAAUAUUAUAUUAUAUUAUAUUAUAUUUGUCCUAUAAUCUACACAUAAUUAUACUCUACUUAAGAAUAAUACGUUUUUACAACGUUUAAUUUAAAUAAUUUUAAGAAUAUCAGUGAUUUUGUCUUAAUUAUUUGUGGUUGUAACUUUAAUGAUGUAAAAAUAAACAAAGGCUGACACAAUUUAAAUUAUAACAAA
Metopolophium dirhodum (rose-grain aphid) is the source of this 1728-nucleotide messenger RNA. Its product is annotated as GA-binding protein alpha chain-like. Gene Ontology annotation, biological process: regulation of transcription by RNA polymerase II; cell differentiation. NCBI's taxonomy places the organism in Eukaryota, Metazoa, Arthropoda, Insecta, Hemiptera, Aphididae. Gene Ontology annotation, molecular function: sequence-specific DNA binding; DNA-binding transcription factor activity, RNA polymerase II-specific. The transcript has 4 exons. Bases 309 to 1109 code for a protein of 266 amino acids. Gene Ontology annotation, cellular component: nucleus. The record is from RefSeq and is a predicted model, not a curated record.